Molecule: messenger RNA, 2413 nt
Organism: Tarenaya hassleriana
Lineage: Eukaryota; Viridiplantae; Streptophyta; Magnoliopsida; Brassicales; Cleomaceae
Product: alkaline/neutral invertase A, mitochondrial
Exons: 6
Coding region: 178-2157 (659 amino acids)
Biological process (GO): sucrose catabolic process
Cellular component (GO): mitochondrion
Molecular function (GO): sucrose alpha-glucosidase activity; endo-alpha-N-acetylgalactosaminidase activity
Source: RefSeq, a predicted model, not a curated record
UAUUGGUUGGGAAUCAGAAAUAUCUCUCAUUUUUUUCUUCGCCCUCGCGCCAAUCCCUCGAACACCAGUCAGAGAUACGUAUUCUUUCCCGAUUCGUUCCUCAUUUUUCCCUCGCAUCAGAGAUCGGAUUUUGCUUUUGUGAUUCAUUCCUGGCCAUCGUAAUUCGGUUCGAAAAUCAUGACCUUCUUCUGCCUUAUCCGUAGUUCCGCCAUGAAAGCUCCUUGCACCAGGAGGUUUCGUGAGCGCCUCUUAUUUUCGAGGUUCUCUACGAAUUUCAGACACGAUCUCGGACGAAACGCCUCGUCCUCUCCGACCCCAUUGGACAAAGCCCAGGGUUUGAUUUCGUCGCCCAUUUCGAAUCUCGAGCGACCGAGGGUUUUAUCGAUUUCUCGAAGUUGGGUUUCGGCGGCAGUGAGAAUCACCGGCGUGUCGGUAAGAGAAUUUUCCACUUCUGUAGAAACCCAUGUCGGUGACAAGAAUUUUGAGAGGAUUUACGUUCAAAACGGUAUAAGUUCGAAGCCUUUGGUCGUUGAACGAAUAGACAAAGACGAAGAGAUCGUAGGUGGGCAAGAAGAGUCUAGGGCAGAGAUCGACAACAAUGGCGAUAGUGCAAAGAAUUCAGUGAGUUCUGCAGGAUUUAGCUUAGAAAAUGUUGAAACUCUGCGUGGGAAGAAGAACACGAGAGAGGAGAGUGAUGCUGAGAAGGAAGCUUGGAGGCUAUUGGAAAACGCCGUCGUGAGGUAUUGUGGGUCUCCGGUGGGGACGGUGGCGGCAAAUGAUCCGGCAGAUAAGCAGCCAUUGAAUUACGAUCAGGUUUUUAUUAGGGACUUUGUUCCAUCGGCAUUGGCUUUCUUGCUUAAGGGAGAAAGAGAGAUUGUGAGGAACUUCCUCCUCCAUACAUUACAACUUCAGAGCUGGGAGAAAACUGUAGAUUGUUACAGUCCUGGUCAGGGCUUGAUGCCUGCAAGUUUUAAAGUCAGGACUGUGCCUAUUGACGAGAACAAUACAGAAGAUGUCCUCGAUCCGGAUUUUGGCGAAUCAGCUAUUGGUCGUGUUGCUCCUGUGGAUUCCGGUUUGUGGUGGAUCAUUCUCUUAAGAGCAUAUGGAAAACUAACGGGCGACUAUUCAUUACAAGAAAGGAUCGAUGUUCAGACGGGCAUAAAGCUUGUCAUGAAGUUGUGUUUGGCAGAUGGGUUCGAUAUGUUCCCUUCGCUUUUGGUCACCGAUGGUUCCUGUAUGAUAGACCGUAGAAUGGGUAUCCAUGGCCACCCCCUCGAGAUCCAAGCUUUAUUCUACUCAGCUCUCCGAUGCUCCCGUGAGAUGCUUUCGAUAAACGAAAGCUCCCAGGAUCUCACAAGGGCCAUAAACAAUAGAUUAAGUGCCUUAUCAUUUCACAUCAGAGAAUACUACUGGGUUGAUAUGAAGAAGAUCAACGAGAUAUACCGAUACAAGACAGAAGAGUAUUCAACCGAGGCUACAAACAAGUUCAACAUCUAUCCUGAUCAGAUUCCUCCAUGGCUAAUGGACUGGAUUCCCGAACAAGGCGGGUACCUCAUCGGCAAUCUUCAGCCCGCUCACAUGGACUUUAGAUUCUUCACUCUCGGGAAUCUCUGGUCUAUUAUCUCGUCCUUAGGUACACCAAAACAGAACGAAGCUAUACUGAACCUGAUCGAAGCUAAGUGGGAAGACAUCAUCGGGCAUAUGCCUCUGAAAAUAUGUUAUCCUGCUCUGGAAUACGAUGAGUGGCGUAUAAUCACAGGAAGUGACCCGAAAAACACGCCUUGGUCAUAUCACAACGGUGGAUCCUGGCCAACGCUUCUUUGGCAGUUCACAUUAGCGUGCAUGAAGAUGGGCAGACCGGAGUUAGCCGAGAAAGCUCUUUCUGUGGCCGAGAAGAGGCUUCCGGGAGAUCGAUGGCCCGAGUAUUAUGACACUAGAACCGGUAAAUUCAUCGGUAAGCAAUCCCGAUUACACCAGACAUGGACGAUUUCUGGGUUCUUGACGUCUAAACUCCUCCUGGAGAAUCCGGAGAUGGCCUCGUUGUUGUUCUGGGACGAAGAUUAUGAACUUCUGGAGAUCUGCGUGUGUGCUCUCAGCAAAACUGGCCGGAAAAAAUGCUCCCGAGUCGCCGCCAAGACUCAGAUUCUGGUCCGGUGAAGCGAAAACGGUCAAAGUUUUUAGCUUUUCCGACAGAAAUAUCGAUUCAGACAGAGCUUUUUCUGUACAGAUAUACAUUGCUUGUUCUAUAGAUUAAAGGAGUUGGAGAUUCACACAUUGUUUCGCGUUUCUGGUGUUUAGUCUUACUGAGAAUGUUGUUGUCUGAAAUAGAGCGUGUAUAUACACAGUAUGCAUACGUAUAAAGAUAUGUGUUUGCUUGUAAGGAUGAAACAGGUUCAUGUUAUUUAGCGUAUUA